Nilaparvata lugens (brown planthopper) is the source of this 1025-nucleotide messenger RNA. Its product is annotated as tubulin alpha-3 chain-like. The transcript has 4 exons. Gene Ontology annotation, biological process: mitotic cell cycle; microtubule cytoskeleton organization. The record is from RefSeq and is a predicted model, not a curated record. Bases 273 to 1025 code for a protein of 250 amino acids. Gene Ontology annotation, cellular component: microtubule; cytoplasm. Gene Ontology annotation, molecular function: structural constituent of cytoskeleton; GTP binding. Lineage: Eukaryota; Metazoa; Arthropoda; Insecta; Hemiptera; Delphacidae.
AAAAUGACUUAAAAAAGGGAUUGUUUUGUACUUUUUACACAGUUCCACUAAGAGCAUUGAGAACACUUAAACAUCUGAUAAGACAUGUGAUAAACGUUAACCUAAUGUGAUAGUACGGAAAAUUACAAUAACAUAACUUUUUGGACAGAACAACACAGCAAAAUUCUUCAUGGAAAAUGUAAAAACUCAAUCAAAAUUCAUAGUAAAAUUACAGUAAAAUUAUCAGAAAUUAAUAUAACACUAUACAAAUUAUAUAAUACAAAGAAACAGACAUGAAAGAAAUUAUCUCCAUCCACAUUGGUCAAUCAGGUACACAGAUAGCGAAUGCUUGUUGGGAGUUGUACUGUCUGGAGCAUGCUAUCAGGCCAGAUGGACUCGUCUACCCUGGCUAUGAACGCUGCAGGGAUAGAUCGUUCAACACCUUCUUCGAAGAUAAUAGUGGAAAAUAUGUGCCGAGAUGCGUCAUUUUUGAUUUGGAACCAACUUGCGUAGACGAGAUAAGAACGGGAGCCUAUCGUCAGCUGUUCCACCCAGACACGCUGAUCUCGGGCAAAGAGGACGCGGCGAGCAACUUCGCACGUGGCUACUACACGAUCGGCAACGAAAUGUCCGAACUGGUGCUUGACCGCAUCCGUAAAGUGGCCGAGAACUGUGCCAACGUCCAAGGCUUCAUAGUGGUGCGCUCUUUCGGCGGAGGCACAGGGUCCGGGUUCACUGUCAAUCUGCUCGAGCGCAUGACUAACGACUACGCCAAGAAAAACAAAAUCGAGUUCGCCAUCUAUCCAUCGCCCAGGAUAUCACCGUUGAUCACUGAGCCGUAUAAUGCAUGUCUAACCACUCAUGGAAGUCUCAACGUGUCCGAUUGUUGUUUCAUUUUCGACAACGAGGCUUUCUAUGACAUUUGUGCCCGCAACUUGGAUGUAAAUCGACCAACCUAUACGAACCUCAAUCGUCUAAUUGGACAGGUAAGUCUUGUAUCUCAUCAUCUAAGAAUUUAUUCAAUUAUGCAUUCUAUGGUUCAUUGA